Molecule: messenger RNA, 1026 nt
Organism: Trichoderma breve
Lineage: Eukaryota; Fungi; Ascomycota; Sordariomycetes; Hypocreales; Hypocreaceae
Product: alpha/beta hydrolase fold domain-containing protein
Exons: 1
Coding region: 1-1026 (341 amino acids)
Source: RefSeq, a predicted model, not a curated record
AUGAAGUUCUCUACUCUCGCCUCUGGCCUGCUCUCGGCCGCCGGCCUGGCUUUUGCCCAGGAGGCUGCCACCGGCACCAUCUCCAAGGGCCCGUUCCCCUUCGACCUCAACGGCUCCAAUUUCACAUACCCCUGGCCCGUCAACGUCUUCACCUUCACCAGCCAGCAGCAGAAGCUGCAGAUGGCCUACAUGGACAUCAAGCCCACGUGCGCCCCCAACGGCGAGACGGCGGUGCUGCUCCACGGCAAGAACUUCUGCGGCCCUACCUGGAACUCCACCAUCAUCGCCCUCGCCGGCGCCGGAUACCGCGUCAUUGCGCCGGACCAGGUCGGCUGGUGCAAGAGCUCCAAGCCCGACAACUACCAGUUCAGCCUCAACCAGCUGGCCUGGAACACCCGCGGCCUCCUCAACACGCUGGGAAUCGGCAACAUCACCCUGAUCGGCCACUCUGUCGGCGGCAUGCUCAGCACCCGCUUCGCCCUGCAGUACCCGAGCACCAUCGACCGCCUGGUCCUGGUCGACCCCGUCGGCCUGGAGGACUACGUCGAGAAGGGCGUUCCCUACGUCUCCGUCGACGACGACAUCGCCGCCGAGGCCGCCCAGACCUUUGACGCCCUCAAGGCCUACGAGCAGCAGAUCUACUACGUCGGCCAGUGGGACGACUCGUACACCAUCUGGGUCACCAUGCUCAACAACGUCUACUUCGGCUCCAAGCGCACCCAGUUCCUCAAGAACCAGGGCCAGAUCGUCGACAUGGUGCUGACCUCGUCCCAAGCCCACUACUUUGGCGACAUUGUCUCCAAGACUCUGCUCAUCGUCGGUGACCAGGACAAGGUCGCCAUCGGCGGCAACUGGUCUCCCCCGGAGGUUGCCGCCAAGCUCGGCCACUUCAACGUCCUGGGUCCUCAGGUCUGCGCCGAGAUCCCCGACUGCACUCUGUACCAGUUCCCCACCCUGGGCCACGCUCCUCAGAUCUCUGCUCCCUCCAACUUUACCAAGGUUGUCCUUGACUGGUUGAAGGAGUAA